CUCUCUCUCCCGAGAAGGCGGGCACCAGGCGGCGGCCACAGCCGCAGGAAUAUGCUGGAAGGCGGCGGGCAGGCGCCCGCGAGGUGCUGAAGGGACAGUUCCCGCCGCCGAACUUACCCCGCGGGUGGGGCGGCCCGGGAGCCAGCGGGGCACGUGAGCGAUGGAGACCAUCUGGAUCUACCAGUUCCGCCUCAUCGUGAUCGGGGACUCCACCGUGGGCAAGUCCUGCCUCCUGCACCGCUUCACCCAGGGCCGCUUCCCCGGGCUGCGCUCCCCCGCCUGCGACCCCACCGUCGGCGUGGACUUCUUCUCCCGCCUGCUGGAGAUCGAGCCGGGCAAGAGGAUCAAGCUGCAGCUCUGGGACACCGCGGGACAGGAGCGGUUCAGAUCAAUAACCCGAUCUUAUUACCGCAACUCAGUUGGUGGAUUUUUAGUAUUUGACAUUACUAACCGACGAUCUUUUGAACAUGUGAAAGAUUGGCUAGAAGAAGCAAAAAUGUAUGUACAGCCGUUUCGGAUUGUAUUCCUGCUAGUUGGACAUAAAUGUGAUUUAGCUUCACAACGUCAAGUUACAAGGGAAGAAGCUGAAAAACUGUCAGCAGACUGUGGAAUGAAGUAUAUAGAAACCUCAGCAAAGGAUGCUACCAACGUCGAAGAAUCCUUCACAAUCUUGACAAGAGACAUAUAUGAACUCAUUAAAAAGGGAGAAAUUUGUAUUCAGGAUGGCUGGGAAGGGGUUAAAAGUGGUUUUGUUCCAAAUACUGUGCAUUCUUCUGAGGAAGCAGUAAAGCCCAGGAAAGAGUGCUUCUGCUGACUUCAAACAUGCCAAAGAACUAACAGGAACAGAUUGGCUGUCAUUUCAGGAUAAAUACCAACAUUAACAGCAGAAUGAUGCAAUAAAAGCAUUUAAAAAGGUUACAAACCCACACCAAUACUAUUUUGUAAGGUAUUUGAUUCAGAGCAUUAUGCUUACUUGUUACACUACUAGAUUGGGGUAUUUUGCUAAAUUGUCAAGGAAAGCAGACAACCUUUUUCUUGAAAGUACCUCCAUUCUCACUUUGUUAGCAUACGCUGACCUUAGUGUCCAGCUAUGUCAAUAUUACUCAUUUUUCUUGACAGUUCAAAUGGAUUUUUGUGAAUAUAUAAUCAAUUGAAAAGAUUAUAUUAGGAAUUACAUUCUCUUGAGUUAAUUAAUAUUGAAUAGCAAAAUGCAUUUAAAUAUGCACUAUUCACCUGCAGAGUAAACAAUCUCAGAAGUGUCGAUUAGGACGUAAAUAGCAGUUCCUUGUAUAAGGUACCAGGUUUUCUCCCCAUUGUCUGGAAAUGUUUGUCCUCCCUUAAUUUUGCCUCAACACAAGAAAAUAAGUUUUAUGUUCAUUUUUGUUCUGUAAUUUAUUGCUUCUAAAAAUGCAUUAUGUUUUACAAAUAUAUCUAAAGGAUCCAGGCAAACUAUUCUAAGCAAAUAUUUGUAAAAUUAAAAACAGAGGACCGCUCACCAAAUGUUUG
This is a messenger RNA of Piliocolobus tephrosceles (Ugandan red Colobus), 1506 nucleotides long. It is a transcript of the gene RAB39A, whose product is annotated as RAB39A, member RAS oncogene family. Lineage: Eukaryota; Metazoa; Chordata; Mammalia; Primates; Cercopithecidae. The transcript has 2 exons. Gene Ontology annotation, biological process: Rab protein signal transduction. Gene Ontology annotation, molecular function: GTP binding; GTPase activity. Bases 161 to 814 code for a protein of 217 amino acids. The record is from RefSeq and is a predicted model, not a curated record.